AUGGCGACGACCAUAGUCAUCGACAAUGGCGCUUAUCAGGUCAAGAUUGGCCUGAAUUCUGACGAAAAGCCAAGGUUGGUUCCAAAUUGCAUCAUGAAAGCUAAGAAUGAAAGGCGGAAGCAGUACAUUGGAUCACAAAUUGAUGACUGCAAAGAUCUGUCUGGUAUAUUUUACGUCUUACCCUUCCAGAAGGGCUAUUUAGUCAACUGGGACGUUCAGCGUCAAGUUUGGGAGCACACAUUCGGCAAAGAUGCUUUGAACCUGGAGUGUGAGGAAACCAAUGUGGUGUUUGCCGAGCCGUACUUUGAUUUCUCAUCCAUCCAAGAAGCCCUGAAUGAGAUCUUCUUUGAAGAGUAUAACUUUAAAGCUAUUCUCAGAACAAAUGCUGGUACUCUAAGCGCUUAUAAGAACCGGCAGGAUAAACCUGAAGAACUGUGUUGUCUUCUUGUUGACAGUGGCUACUCCUUCACUCACUUAGCCCCAUACUACAACGGCAAGAAAGUUGGCAGUGCAAUAAGAAGGAUGAACAUCGGUGGAAAGGUUCUGACCAACCACUUGAAGGAAAUCAUUUCAUAUCGUCAACUACACGUUAUGGAUGAAACUUAUGUUAUGAAUCAAGUCAAGGAGGACGUAUGCUUUGUGUCGCAGAACUUUUAUGGAGAUAUGAAGACUGCAAAAUUGAGAGGCGGAGAUAACUCAAUCGUCAGGGAUUACAUCUUGCCGGAUUUCUCCCAUACCAAGAGAGGCUACCUGAAAGACAGUAAUACCAAAGUCAAGACACAUGAACAGACCGUCCGAAUGAACAAUGAAAGAUUUGCCGUUCCAGAAAUCCUGUUUCAUCCGUCUGAUAUCAGUAUACAGGAACAGGGCUUGUCGGAGGCUAUCGUUCACGUCAUUAAUAACUGCCCAGCAGACAUGAGGCCGCACCUGUUUAAGAACAUCUUACUAACCGGCGGCAAUGCAAUGUUCCCUGGUUUUAAGGAGAGAGUAGAAAGUGAUGUACGAUCAAUGGCACCCGCUCAGUACGAAGUCAGCGUCACUAAACCAGAUCAUCCAAUCACAGAUGCAUGGGAGGGCGGCAAAUUACUCAGCAAAUCUAAAAACUUCUCUAAACUUAUGGUGACAAGAGAGGAGUACAAUGAACACGGUCACAGUGUCUGCUGGGAAAGAUUUGACGUCUGAGGGAGUUUAAGAGUUGUGACUGUCAUUCAGAAGAUCCUGACUGUAAGCGUUCCUGUAUGUGAAGAGCCCUCCGGAGGUAAAAUAUGGCCAUGAUGGUUGUAAGGCCUCAGGUUGGUCGCUACUAGACUGGUUCCCUCUCUUUAUCCACAAGAAGAAAGAUAGCCCCUGAUCUUACCGGCCCAAUGAUUUCAUUGGGUACAAUGAUUUCAUUGGAUAGACGUGCAGUGACGUAACCAUUCCAUAUCUGUGUUAUGAUUUGUUCGAGGUGAUGCAGUGUGUCAGCUGCACUUUCAACCGUCUGCAUGCAGCGUUUGUGUGCAUAAUGUUGUGUACAUCAUGUAGUGUUGUUUUACUCACUAUGUAAUACAUGUUUGUGUACAUGGGCAUGUGAAUUGACUGCAAAUCCCUGAGUAAACUUAAUAAUGUGAGGGCAAAGAUUAACUUGUCAGGAUCUGGUCUGGCUGGUAUCUGGCGUAAUUCAUGAGCUUUGAAGUGAGGCAUCAGAUGUUCAUUCAGGCUAGGCCUCAGCUUGGUCCCAAGUUUCCAAGCCAGAUGGGCUUGGGUUUGUCCACGGAGUAUAAUUCGACAUUGCACUGUCUGAAAUAAGGUGCUGCCUAGGUCGAUGGUUGCCAACUUGGAAAGUAUGUGGCUAGUGUUGGGGAUCAUUUUGCCAUGGCUUUCAAUUUGAGCCAAACUUUUAUACAAUUUUUAUACAGAACAAUUUUUAAUAAAAUAUUAGUUGGUCAGUAAUGAAAACAAAUCACUAAAGAGUACAUCACCAUCUGUUGGAAGGAUCCAGCGAGUUGUGAACAGCGGCAGUACGAUGCCUGGCACCAACAUGAAGAUAUUGUUUUAACCCAUCAACAUAUUCACUAACUAUAAAAAAAUAAAGGGUCUUUUCCAAAACCUCGGUUUGAGCUCCGUCAUCAUUUUGGAGGUGUGUACAUUUAGUGCAGUGUUUAAAGGCAGUGGACACUAUUGGUAAUUACUCAAAAUAAUUAUUAGCAUAAAACCUUACUUGGUAAUGAG
Molecule: messenger RNA, 2211 nt
Organism: Asterias rubens (European starfish)
Lineage: Eukaryota; Metazoa; Echinodermata; Asteroidea; Forcipulatida; Asteriidae
Product: actin-related protein 6-like
Exons: 9
Coding region: 1-1182 (393 amino acids)
Cellular component (GO): Swr1 complex
Molecular function (GO): nucleosome binding
Source: RefSeq, a predicted model, not a curated record